GCUGGCUGGUCAGAGUUCACCAUGGACCGCCUGGAAAGGGAGUAAUGCAGGUAACAUACUCUGCAUGUAUCUCUAGAUAAGUCGUCCACGGGACCGAGGAGAAGUCGUGUGUAGUGAGCAGUGAGGUGCGAGAAGUGACGAGUGUUCCGGAGUCAGAGGAGGUGGAAGUGUUGUGGGAUACAAGGAGAAGAUGUGAAAUGUGGAGUUAUCAUUGGACGGCUCGUCCCCGACUCGAACACACUUAAUGUGGAGACGCACAGGAAGGACGAUCGGCACCACGGCGAAGACAGGCAACGCAAGGAGGCUCAACACUCAAGUUUCUCCACACAAACACUUUUAUACAAUUAGACCAAAUGUGAUAUUUUCAUUAUUUGUUAAUUUUGACGUGUAAAUAUUUUAGUGUUUAGUGUAACUAGCGAUUGACAUUACAAGUUCGUGAUCCACGACAGACACUAUAACAAAUAAUCAAAUUAUACAAAAUAUUAUUCUAAAUAAGGAAGUGCCCAAGCAAGACAUCGUUAGCUCAUAACUCCAUUCUUUUUUCUCCAAGGUAGCGUUAAGUUGACAAGAAUCUCUCUCACCAUGGCGUUUUGCGGAAUCGGCAAACAUAGUUUUGAGGUGGGGGGUGGAGAACGGACAAUCUUUCCGGGGUUGAGAAACCUAUGAAAUAUUCUGGUGGACCCGAUCGCCUAGUGGAAGUAGUCGAGCCGCGCGGACGCAGCAGAGUUGGCAUUUUGGAUGGCGAGGAGCUGACCUCCGCCUGGCCUCACACUCAGACCCUCAGUGAUGCGACGCAGACGACGGAAGACGACGAAGCAACUCUACGGGAACUGCUUAUGAGUCUACAGAGACAGGUGAGCAUCAUGAGCAUGAAUCUGUCGGCCAAGCUGGAUGAGCUGCAACAACGGGGCGACCGUCAGCUGGAGACGACCGUCGCCCUGUGCGAGAUACGCAGCCAGCUGCAGGAGCUCACAAAGUCUGUCGAGUCGUGCCAGUCCGAGGUGAGCGAGGUGAAGCGGGACAUGGUGGCGAUCAAGAACGAACUCGACACCGUGCAGCAAGUCAAAGAGGAAAUAGAAGAGCUGCGGGAGUACGUGGACCGACUGGAGGAACAGACGCAUCGGCGGAAACUGCGGCUGCUGGAACAGGGUCUGACGUUUUUCCUGUGUUAUACGAUCCUCGCCGCUAUGCUGGGAAUGUUGCAGUUCGGCUACAACACAGGCGUCAUUAAUGCUCCUGAAUUUAAUAUAGAGAACUUUAUGAAAGAUGUGUACAAAGAUCGCUACGGUGAGGAUCUGCAGGAAGAGUCGGUCAAGUUGUUAUACUCGUUGGCAGUGUCGAUAUUUGCAAUCGGAGGAAUGUUGGGUGGAUUCAGUGGCGGAGUCAUUGCAAAUAAGUUUGGAAGAAAGGGUGGCCUGUUGCUGAACAACAUUCUAGGAAUUUGUGGAGCGUGUAUGAUGGGAUUCACGAAGAUAAUGCAUUCGUAUGAAUUGCUUUUUCUUGGUCGUUUUGUUAUCGGAGUCAAUUGUGGUUUAAACACGUCGUUAGUGCCGAUGUACAUUUCCGAGAUUGCGCCGCUGAAUCUCCGAGGGGGGCUAGGAACUGUCAAUCAGCUGGCCGUCACAACGGGACUUCUCAUCUCACAAAUCCUCGGAAUCGAACAGAUCCUCGGCACGGAUGACGGGUGGCCUGUGCUAUUAGGUUUAGCAAUCUGCCCUGCUAUUUUACAACUGAUUCUGUUACCAGUGUGUCCAGAAUCACCCCGUUACCUCUUAAUACAAAAACAAUGGGAAGAAGAAGCAAGGAGAGCGUUAAGAAGACUAAGAGCGUCGAACAACGUGGAAGAAGACAUCGAAGAGAUGCGAGCAGAGCAGCGAGCGCAACAGUCGGAGUCCACCAUCUCCAUGAUGGAGUUGAUCUGUUCUCCGACACUGCGAUCUCCGCUGAUCAUUAGCAUCGUGAUGCAGCUCAGUCAACAACUUUCUGGCAUCAAUGCUGUGUUCUAUUAUUCUACAAAUUUGUUUAUAAGUUCGGGUCUGACUGAGGAGACGUCAAAGUUCAUGACCAUAGGUAUAGGUGCGAUAAUGGUGGCGAUGACUUUAGUGAUAAUGCCUUUAAUGGAUCGAAUGGGAAGACGAACUCUGCAUCUGUACGGACUCGGAGGCAUGUUCAUAACCUCCAUCUUCAUAACAAUCUCCUUCUUGAUAAAGGAGUUUUUUGGUUAUGUUCAGGAGAUGAUCGACUGGAUGUCCUACCUGUCUGUUGUCUCGACGCUCAGUUUCGUGGUGUUCUUCGCCCUCGGUCCCGGCUCCAUUCCGUGGAUGAUCACUGCCGAGUUGUUCUCCCAAGGUCCUCGACCCGCGGCAAUGUCUAUAGCAGUUCUUGUCAAUUGGAUGGCAAACUUCAUUGUUGGAAUCGGUUUCCCAACGAUGAAGAAUUCACUGGAAAAUUAUACGUUCCUGCCAUUUAGCGUGUUCCUUGCGAUCUUCUGGAUCUUCACUUACAAGAAAGUUCCAGAGACCAAAAAUAAAACGUUCGAAGAAAUCCUUGCACUGUUUCGACACAACAAUGGAAGGGGCAGUCUUCGUGACAGUAGGCUAUAUGGUGUUGACCCAAAGACGCCCGAUGAGAAACCGAAGCUCAAGCUAAGUCACUUGUCACGAGUUAACUCGUUCUCGCAACAAGUUCUUAAAACGUAACCUAACCGCCGCUUCCAGCACUAUAGCUUGUUUUAGGUUGUUGACUUUACAUAUUUGGUUACCACAACUGCAAAGUGAUUGAUAUUGGUUGUUUAUUGUUGUAUACGAGUUUUAUUGAUUAAAUGAUGAAAAAUGUUCUUUAAAGUAGGGUUUUAAUAACACUCUAUGUUGUAACGUUAAGUAUUAUUUCUAAAGUUUAUUUUUAUUUGUUUCGUUAGUUUUUAAAUCAAAGUGUUUUAAUAUAAACUUUUUUGUAUUUCUAAUCUCAAAACCUUAACAUGCACGAGUAUUUAAAAUGUAGGUUAUAUUUAUUUAUUUUGUUAUGUUUUUUCUCGCUAAAGUAAUGAAAUUGACUUUGCACACACUUUGAUUUGAUAGAAUCAAGUCCUAGAUUUAAAAAAUAACCAGGAACUUAAUAUUUUUAGAUUUCAGAUUUUAAAUAGGCAUUUUGCAAAACAGAAUGUUUUAUUGAUAGUAAAUUUUUGCCAUUACUGGCUGCAAGGUUAAUACAAAAAUAAUCUAAAAAGGUAAUUACAGUACAAAAAGUUGGCCCACUUUAUUUCAAAUACCAAAUAAAGCUCUAGAAAUAAUGAAAGAAAAAAUAAGUUAGAAUUGCUUGAUUUGUCUCAUAGUCGGUAAAUAAAAAAACUCUUUGCCCUGAAAUAAUAUAAAAAAUAAUAUUGAAUGACUUCCCCCACUCUUGGAAAGCUAAACUAACAUAGAUUACAAUAUUCAAUAUAGUUUAACAUUCAUAUCUUAUAAAGCUUGUCGAUAAAAAGUUUCUAGAAUUUUAAAAAGGACAUUUUAUUACUAAAUACCGUAACCAUUUAUGUAUUAUUUUUAUUCAUAAAACCAUUAAUGAACUAUGUUUUACAUUACUUAAUAAAAAGUUAAUUGCUGUGAUUUUAAAGAUAAUAAGUUUGAAAUUUUGUAUAAAAUGUUUGACACUGGAGUAACCAAAUGUGUAAACUUACAGAGGUAUCAUAUUUUUUAUAACUAUAUUAUAAAUAUAAAGUAUUGCUAUUUUAAAUAUAUUUUUAAUCCGAUAUAUGUUUUAAUUGAGUUAUAUUUUUUAUAGUUCUUAUAUUUUUUAUUUCUCUUUG
This is a messenger RNA of Macrosteles quadrilineatus (aster leafhopper), 3802 nucleotides long. Its product is annotated as glucose transporter type 1-like. Gene Ontology annotation, cellular component: membrane. The transcript is spliced from 17 exons. Lineage: Eukaryota; Metazoa; Arthropoda; Insecta; Hemiptera; Cicadellidae. The record is from RefSeq and is a predicted model, not a curated record. Gene Ontology annotation, molecular function: hexose transmembrane transporter activity. The coding region runs from base 663 to 2699 and encodes 678 amino acids. Gene Ontology annotation, biological process: monosaccharide transmembrane transport.